Anneissia japonica is the source of this 1804-nucleotide messenger RNA. Its product is annotated as isovaleryl-CoA dehydrogenase, mitochondrial-like. The record is from RefSeq and is a predicted model, not a curated record. Gene Ontology annotation, molecular function: flavin adenine dinucleotide binding; 3-methylbutanoyl-CoA dehydrogenase activity. Gene Ontology annotation, biological process: L-leucine catabolic process. The transcript is spliced from 11 exons. The coding region runs from base 104 to 1381 and encodes 425 amino acids. Gene Ontology annotation, cellular component: mitochondrion. NCBI's taxonomy places the organism in Eukaryota, Metazoa, Echinodermata, Crinoidea, Comatulida, Comatulidae.
UUUAACUUACAUUGAUUAACAACAUGAAUGAAGACUGACCGAGCAAUGAGCAGCAGCUGGGCUAGGCCAAUCCAGUACUUAGGUUUGUUUCUUUCUAAACUUCAUGAUGGCAUUAAGAGCAAGCACCUUUGUUCGUUCGGUUUUGGUAAAAAGUAAACACAGGCCUAGUUCGUGUGUCACUAAACUUUCCCGAGCUAUUGGGUCGUAUGUGGAAGUUGACGACGAAGUAUCAUGCCUCACCGAAGACCAGAAACAGCUUCGUCGAACAGUUUUCCGAUUUGCCCAAGACGAACUUGCACCUCAUGCACAGGAGAUUGAUAGAACAAACGAUUUUCCGCAGAUAAGGGAGUUUUACAAAAAGCUUGGGGACAUGGGAUUCCAUGGAAUUACAGUCCCUGAGGAGUAUGGUGGUCUUGGCGGUAGCUACCUUGAUCAUAUUAUUGUUCUAGAAGAGCUGAGUCGAGCUAGCGCAGCAGUCUCGCUCAGUUAUGGCGCCCACUCGAACUUAUGUAUCAACCAAAUAGCCAAGAAUGGUAGUGAGGAGCAGAAACACAAAUACUUACCAAAGCUUAUAAGUGGUGAACACAUAGGAGCUUUAGCUAUGAGUGAAGCUAACAGUGGAUCUGAUGUUGUAUCCAUGAGCCUCAAAGCUGAAAAGAGAGGUGAUCAUUACAUAUUGAAUGGAAGUAAGUUUUGGAUAACAAAUGGUCCUGAUGCGGAUGUUCUGGUUGUUUAUGCAAAAACAGAACCAGGUCAAGGGUCACAUGGUAUUACCACUUUUCUCAUUGAAAAGGGGAUGGAAGGAUUCAGCACUGCUCAAAAGUUAGAUAAAUUAGGAAUGAGAGGCUCAAAUACCAGUGAAUUGGUGUUUGAAGAUUGCAAAGUUCCAGCUGAAAAUAUUUUGGGAGGUAUAAAUAAAGGAGUGUAUGUGUUGAUGAGUGGUCUGGAUCUUGAGAGACUAAUCCUAUCUGCUGGACCAUUAGGCAUAAUGCAAGCCUCCGUGGAUGUAACGUUCCCAUAUUUACACCAACGUAAAGCUUUUAAACAACCAAUAGGACACUUCCAGUUAAUGCAAGCAAAAAUGGCCGACAUGUACACCAGACUGAGUGCCUGUCGAUCCUAUGUGUAUAACGUGGCGAGGGCGGUAGACAGGGGUCAUGUGAAUGCCAAAGAUUGUGCUGGUGUUAUCCUCUACACAGCUGAGAAUGCAACACAGGUGGCACUUGAUGCUAUCCAGUGCUUAGGUGGAAAUGGAUAUAUAAAUGAUUACCCAACUGGUCGUUUGUUACGUGAUGCCAAAUUGUAUGAAAUUGGUGCAGGAACGAGCGAAAUUCGUAGACUCGUCAUCGGAAGAGCAUUCAAUGCAGAUUUCAAGGAAUAAAAAUAUAUACUUUGUCAUAUUUAUUAGAACAAAAAUUAUCUGAUAUACUUUCUAGAGAUCAUGUAACAUAUCUCAUAUUUAUAUCCUAAUUAUUUUAAUAACUUCAUGAUAUUUGAUGAGCUUGUGAUAAACAUGAUAUGUGUUGUAUCAAUUUAAGAUAAAGUAGUGCGCCAUUGUUGAAAUUCAGUGUAAAAUACAUCAGUUUUAAUAUUGAUGACAACUCCUAAUUCUAAAAUAAGAAUAAAUAUAAAUAAAUAAAAAAUUAAAAUUGAACACUGAAAUAGUAUGUUCAGUGGCUGCAUAAUACCAGACAAGGUUGGGAUGUGUGUUGACAUCCAACUUCUUAUUGUUCUUCCAACAAAAUACAGUACAUCAAUGUAAAAAAAUCUAAUGAUGUUAAUAAAGGUUUCUAAAUUUAUUGCA